Myxozyma melibiosi is the source of this 1396-nucleotide messenger RNA. Its product is annotated as casein kinase II regulatory subunit-domain-containing protein. Gene Ontology annotation, cellular component: protein kinase CK2 complex; UTP-C complex; cytoplasm. The record is from RefSeq and is a predicted model, not a curated record. The transcript has a single exon. Bases 171 to 1079 code for a protein of 302 amino acids. Gene Ontology annotation, biological process: regulation of transcription by RNA polymerase III. Gene Ontology annotation, molecular function: protein kinase regulator activity. Lineage: Eukaryota; Fungi; Ascomycota; Lipomycetes; Lipomycetales; Lipomycetaceae.
AAGAAGAGGAGGAGGAGGAGGAGGCCGAAGAUCAGCUUUUACAGGAUGAAGAGGGCGAGGACCAGCAGCAACAGGAAGAGGAGGAAGAAGAGAUAGAGGAAGAAGAGUCAUACUAUGAAUCCGGCUCGUCGCACUCUGAAGGCGAGACCUGGAUCUCGUCGUUCUGCUCGAUGAAAGGUCACGAAUACUUCGCCGAAGUUACCGAGGACUUCAUCGAAGACGACUUCAACCUCACCGGUCUGUCUUCGCUGGUGCCGUACUAUAAAGAAGCUCUUGACAUGAUCCUCGACUUUGAAACCGACCCCGACGACGCCGCGCACCUGCCCAACAUCCCAAUCAUCGAAAACUCAGCCGACCAGCUCUACGGGCUCAUCCACGCGCGCUUCCUGCUCACGCGCCAGGGCCUCGCCGUGAUGGCCGAGAAGUACGACCUCGCGCACUUUGGCUCCUGCCCGCGCUACCUCUGCCACUCCACCCCGCUCCUACCCAUCGGAACCUCGGAUCUCCCCAGCCGCGACACUGUAAAGCUCUAUUGCCCGAACUGCACCGACAUCUACUCUCCGGCGGGUAAAGAGGAAAGCGAGGUCGACGGCGCAUACUUUGGCACCUCGUUCGCGGGACUCUUCCUCAAGACCUACACCGACAUCCCCGGCCCUCUCGGCGGCCUUCGCAUCCCGGCCUCAACCGCCGUCUCACACCCAACACCAAAACAAAAACAGUCACAAUCACAGCAAUCCUCCCACCCACAAUCCGGCAACGGCACCGACCCCACUUCCACCGCCACCUCCACCUCCACCGCCACCACCACCUCCUCGCAACAACAACCGACAUCAACAUCCCCCACCGCCUCCGCGUCCUCGACAACCUCGUCCGCCUCGACCACCGACCGCACCACAGCCACUCCCUCGUCGUCCGAAGACGCGGCCGUCAGCACGCUGCUCCACGACUCCGACUCGAAAUGGGAAGUCUUCCAAAUGCACCUGUUUGGCUUCAAAGUCAGCGAGCGCGCGCGGUCGGGGCCACGCAUGAGAUGGCUGCGCGAGCGGCCGCGGGUGUUGUCGGAUAUCAAUCCGUUCUAGUGUGAAUUUCCUCUUAUUCUUCUUUUACUGUUUUUUCCUGUCGUAUAGUUUCACGCGUUUGUGGAAUGAGUAAAUUAUGUACAAUAUCGCCCUCUCCUACCUAAUCUGUCUUCUUCUUUUACCGUGUGUCUUAUUUUGCUCUCUACAUUUGCUCCAGCUUGUUGUUCCACGAACUUGUUAGUCGUUUGUCUUGUUUUUGGCUUGUAUGUAAAAGCUGCAUUGUAUAUUGUGUGUGUUUUAUGAAAUAUUGUUUGCGCUGCAUUGAUCUGCAUCGAUGUUUUUAUUAGAAUAAAUAAUUGAGACUAUUUAGUAUAAAU